Messenger RNA from Lasiodiplodia theobromae, 2586 nucleotides. RefSeq names its product Sphingosine-1-phosphate lyase. The transcript has 3 exons. The record is from RefSeq and is a predicted model, not a curated record. Bases 1 to 2586 code for a protein of 861 amino acids. Lineage: Eukaryota; Fungi; Ascomycota; Dothideomycetes; Botryosphaeriales; Botryosphaeriaceae.
AUGGUGUUCCUGCGUGCGUCAGCGGCUGUUCUUGCCGCGGCGGUUAUUCUUGCCCUGGCCCAGGUCCAGGGUCUGCUUGACCUUCAGAAAGUCCUCGAGCCCUAUCUCCCGGCAAAAUACCAGAGCCAGCAGGUCGCAGUUGUCCUCCCGCAAGGCACAAUUGUCGGCAAGACACUAUAUGGCGACUACCCGCAGCCCGUCGAGGCAUUCCGCGGCUUCCCCUACUCUCUGCCGCCCACCGGUCCUAGGCGAUUCAGGCCAUUGGAGCCCCUCCCGAGCUCCAACACAACAUACCAAGCGUUUGAAUAUGGCCCCAUGUGCCCUGGCAAGACUUUCCGCGGCCCUCCCAGACCGUUCGCCGAGGAUUGCUUGACCGUUAACGUGUUCCGCCCGGCUGGAGUCAACAGCUCGGCCAACCUGCCCGUCGCUCUCUAUGUCCAUGGCGGUGCCUUCAACCGAGGCUUUGCUGCCAUGCAGGAUCUGCCCUCCAUGAUCGGCUGGUCUGAAAGCCCAUUCAUCGGUGUGAGCUUCCACUACCGCAUCAGCGCCCUCGGAUUCCUGCCGUCUGCCCUGACUGAGAAGGAGGGCCUGCUCAAUCUUGGCCUCCGCGACAUGUAUUUCUUCUUCGAAUGGUUCAGGCAGAACAUUGGCGAAUUCGGCGGCAACCCUGAGGAUGUGACCGUCUUCGGGCUCAGCGCCGGCGCCCACGCCAUUGGCCACAUGAUUAUGAACACCGACGAGCCCUUCUUCCAGCGUGCCAUCAUGGAGUCUGGCGGCACCACCGCGCGUGCUGUCCACAAGCCUACCGAGAAGCUGCACGAGGACCAGUUUGAGAAGUACAUCAAGGGUGCCAACUGCGGCGACGUGCCCGAGGAGUCCGUCUUCGACUGCCUGCGCGAGCAGCCCGCCGAGGUUGUUUUCAAGGCCGCCUUCGACGUCUUCGACGAGUACAACCCGUCUCUGCGCUGGGCUUUCCAGCCCACCAUCGACGGCAAAAUCAUCAAGCGCCGGCCGACUGAAGCAUGGGAGUCCGGCAAGUGGAACAAGAUUCCCAUCCUGACCGGCUUUACCACCAACGAGGCCUCCUCUUAUGUGCCCACUACCCUCGACACUCCCGAGGAAUUUCCCGACUACUUCAAGGUCCUCCACCCGGAGCUUACCGACAAGGACAUUGCCGAGCUGGACAAGCUUUACCCGGACCCCUCCAAGGAUGAAGCCUCGCCCUAUGUCGAGUCUCGUCCCAUUUCGGUAGGCAAGCAGUACAAGCGCGCCGAAGCCGCCUACGCCCACUACGCAUAUGUCUGCCCUGUCCACGCAACCGCACUGCACGCCGGCGUCGGCCAGGACGCCCCCGUGUUCAUGUAUCACUGGGCUGCCAACGCCAGUGUGCAGAACGGCGCCAACCACGGCGACCAGAAGCCGUAUGAGGCGUACGAGAUUGCCGCCCGCACCACGCCGUUCCAUGAGAAGCUGGCGGGCGAAGUGCACGCGUACUGGACCAGCUUCAUCACCCAGAAGGGCGACCCCAACGCGUUGAAAGGCCGGGCUGCCGAUCGGCCAGAGUGGCUGCCAUACAAGAAGGGAAAGCAGGAGAAAAAGAUGAUAUUCGGUGAGGGCAAUGAUGAGCUUGCUGGUGGAACUGGAGUUGGUGUCACAAGCCAAGUGGUUGAUGACACUUGGGCCAGGAAGGAGUGUGACUGGUGGUAUUCGAAGGGUAAGAAGCUCCACCAGAAGCAUAAGAAGAUGACGAUGAUGAUGAAAACGACGUCACGGCGGCCGCCCGUCACAGCGACCACGACAGCUAGCCGCGAAGGCUCAUCAGGAGAGCAACCCAACACGGCCUCGGAAGACCGUUGUUCGACGCACCCGCUCCUCGCACACCUCAAGACGACAGCCCGGUUUCUGCUGAGCCAAUGGAUGAUCAUCGGCAUCGGCAUCGUCUGCCUGCUGGCCUACUUCUUCCCGCACGUCGCCGCGCACGGCGGCGUGAUCCGGUCCGAGUACAGCAUCCUGUACGGCGCCGUGGCCGUCAUCUUCCUGAUCUCCGGCCUGUCCAUCUCCGGCAAGAAGCUGCUCGUGCACGCCGGCAACUGGCGUCUGCACUGCCUCGUGCAGGGCGUGUCCUUCGCCCUCUGCCCCGUCACCAUGUACGCCUUCGUGCAGGCCAUCAACGCCGGCGACACGGCCGAGAAGAUCGAUCGCGUCGUGCUGGUCGGCUUCCUCCUGACGGCGUGCAUCCCCACGACCAUUGCGUCGAACGUGGUCAUGACGAGAGCGGCGGAUGGCGACGAGGCGGCAGCGCUGGUCGAGGUGCUGCUGGGGAAUGUGUUUGGCCCGGUCAUAUCGCCUGCAUUUACCGUUGCGCUGCUGCCGAAGGACGGGAGCUUCGAUAUGUGGAAGAACGUGAGCGGAGAUCUGAAUGAAAUGUACAGGAACGUGUUCAAGUUGCUGGGAUUGAGCGUAUAUCUGCCGCUUGCGAUAGGACAAUUGGUGAGGUGGAUGUGGCCAGAGGUGAUCAUGCGGGCAAUGCAGCGGUGGCGGUUGAACAAGGUCGGGACCUUUUGUUUGUUGUUAUUGAUAUGGUGA